Lagopus muta (rock ptarmigan) is the source of this 2893-nucleotide messenger RNA. RefSeq names its product tubulin tyrosine ligase like 13 (gene TTLL13). The coding region runs from base 112 to 2754 and encodes 880 amino acids. Gene Ontology annotation, biological process: protein polyglutamylation; microtubule cytoskeleton organization. NCBI's taxonomy places the organism in Eukaryota, Metazoa, Chordata, Aves, Galliformes, Phasianidae. Gene Ontology annotation, cellular component: cilium. Gene Ontology annotation, molecular function: tubulin binding; tubulin-glutamic acid ligase activity. The record is from RefSeq and is a predicted model, not a curated record. The transcript is spliced from 15 exons.
CGCCAGCCAAUCGCGAGGUGCGGCGGGUGCGACCGCGUGACCGGUCCGGGGCCGCUCUAGCUGGCUGUGCUCGGCUCUCUAUGGUCGAGCGGAGACAGCUGCCCCGUCGCCAUGGGAACGGCGGCGGUCUCGAGCGGCGCCAUGGAGGCGAGCGGCGGCGGUGGCGGCUCCUCGGGGACGGCAGCUCCGGGUGGGUCCGCUGCUCCCGGGGACGAGCCCGGAGCUUCCGCCUCCAGCCCGAGACCGCGAAAGAAACGGAGGAAGUGCAGCAUCCCAUCCAUUAACCUGAGCAGCUGCAAGUACGAGAGCGUGCGUCGUGCUGCGCUGUGCUGCGGGCUGAGAGAAGCGGGAGAAAACGAGGAGUGGACGGUGUACUGGACUGACUGCUCUGUCUCUCUGGAACGUGUGAUGGAAAUGAAGCGGUUUCAGAAAAUCAACCAUUUUCCUGGCAUGAUUGAGAUCUGCCGGAAGGAUUUGUUGGCUCGCAACCUCAACCGCAUGCUCAAACUCUUCCCCAAGGAGUACAAUAUUUUUCCCCGCACGUGGAGCCUGCCAGCUGACUAUGGGGACUUCCAGGCCUACAGGCGCAGGAGGAAGAACAGAACGUUCAUCUGCAAGCCCGACAGCGGCUGCCAAGGCCGAGGCAUCUUCAUCACACGCGACCCAGGGGAGAUCAGGCACGGAGAGCACAUGAUCUGUCAGCAGUAUAUCUCUAAGCCUUUCCUUAUUGAUGGCUUUAAGUUUGACAUGCGUGUCUAUGUGCUGGUCACAUCUUGUGACCCACUGAGGAUUUUUGUCUACAAGGAGGGUCUGGCCCGGUUUGCCACCAUGAGGUACAUCGAUCCCAGAAGGAGAAACCUGGGUGACAUCUGCAUGCAUUUGACCAAUUAUGCUAUCAACAAACGUAAUGCAAACUUUGUCCAGGAUGACACGAUGGGCAGUAAGAGGAAACUCUCCACCCUGAAUGCCUGGAUGAUGGAUAACAGCUACAACACAACAAAACUCUGGGAAGAUAUUGAAGAUAUAAUUAUAAAGACUCUUAUUUCAGCUCACCCUGUGGUGAAGCACAAUUACCAAAGCUGCUUUCCUAACCACACUACCAGCUGUGCCUGUUUUGAGAUACUGGGUUUUGAUAUUUUGCUAGACAGAAAUCUGAAACCUUGGCUACUAGAGGUGAACCACUCUCCCAGCUUCACCACAGACUCUCACCUGGACCAUGAGGUGAAGGAUGCUCUUCUCUUUGACACCAUCAACUUGAUAAAUGUGCACGCCUGUAGCAAAAGGAAAGCGAUGGAGGAAGACAAACAGCAGGCAAAGGAACGACUCCUGCAGGCUCAUCGGUCUCCUCGUGUGUCCAGACAUGAGGAGGCAGAGAGCAGCCAGGCAGCCUGGCUCUCUGAGGCAGAGGACUAUGAGAACUCCCACCUGGGCAGCUACCGGCGCAUUUACCCAGCGUGUGGCACUGACAAGUAUGAGCCGUUUUUCAAGCAGAGCAGCUCCCUCUUCAAGGAGACUGCAUCGUCCAGAGCACGAGAGGAGUGUACCAGGCAACAACUGGAAGAAAUUCGCAUGAAGAAAGAAAGGUUAGAAGCUGUUAACAGCAAGAAGAAAAAAGAGAGGAAGGAAGGGCUGCAGGGAGAGUCGCCCGCAGACAAAUCCAUGAUCCACAACAAAACCUCAGCUUCUGCAACCCACUUCACCUACAGAAGCACAAAGAUGUGGGAUAAAAAGACAGAGCACGUGCAGUAUGACUCCAUGCAGCCUCAGGAUAUUCUGGAAAAUGAAGAGAAGAAAAGAGUGAAUGCUCUUGCAAGGCGUAAGAACCUUAUCCAAGGCCUGGGCAUCGUGGAUCAGCUCUCCCAGCUGCUUCCCACGACUGAGAGAUCAUCUGACAGCCACAGGCCCUGCGCUGUUACCUCUGAGAUGCAGACGCAGUUUCUUUGGGACGCACCGCAGGCACAGCAGCCUGCCCCCUUGAUGACCAUCAUCCCCCUCUCGUUCCCAAGAGGCACCGUGUGGCCUUCAGGACGGCCGUGUGCUCGUAAGCACAGCACCAGGGUACAGCUGCUGGCUGGCCAGCACCCUGCCCCGGGCACGCUGUUGGUUCGAGGGCAGAGCAUCCCUUUCCGAGAGCAGCACACGGUGCGGUGCAGCGCCCAGCCCCAGGACAGGGGCAACUCGUGGAGCCGGGCUGCAGAGCCAGCAGCAGCUACCCAGCCCUGCACUAAAACCAGGGGAAGGCCGAUGAGCGCCUGGCGGCUCUCUGCAGCCAGAAACAAGGCGGAAGGAUGUGAGUGCGAUUAUCUCACUUUGGUUCUGCCUUCGUGUGCUUUGCAUGCAGAGCCGUGCAGACAUGGAAGUUCUGAUGGAGAAGCAGGAGGGUUGGGUGGAGCUGUUCCGCGGUUGGGGGGCUGUGCGGCGGCCACAAAGAACAGCAGGCUGCAGCUGUGCGGCUGCCCACACGCUGUCUGUGCUCCUGCAGGUGACGUCGGGCGGCCGCUUUGCGCAGGCAGCGCUCACCGCUGUUCGUUGGGAUGCCCGGCCCGUGCAGGCAAGGCCACGGGUGAUGGCGGCUUCAGCGGUGCGGCAGCACGGCGGCUCCUCGUAGCCUCUGCCGCUCUCGUGCUGCACACGCGCUGCGCCAGCGCCGUGAAUUUCCGCGACGUGAGCAGCACAGAGCACGGAGGCGGCGGGCAGCGGCGCGGCUGCGGCGGGAGCUGGGCGCGGAGCGCGGCGCCCCCGAGCGGACGCUGACCUGGGAGGCGAUGGAGCAGAUGCGGUUCCUGCGGCAGGAACUGCCCGAAGAGUGGCCGCUGGAGCGCCUGGCCGAAGGCUUCGGCGUCAGCCCCGACGUGGUGCGCCGGGUGCUGCGGAGCCGGAUCCGCCUCCCGCA